UGCUGGACGCAACAUCAGCAGUUGAGAAUCGAACGAGUUCGGUGAUGAACGUGCGCACGGAUAAAUUUUAGAUAUUUUGCUGUUUCAACUUUUCAGUUAAUCGAAAUGUUACGGAUAUAGUGAAAUAAUACGCCUGCACAUGAAAUGUGAUAUCAGCCGUAUCUUGUCAGAUGGGUGUUCAAGCUUAUCCCAAAAAUAUUUCAAUAUAUAUAUAUAUAUGCCCAGAUCUGAUAUUCAGUGAAAAUGGUCCACUAACAUAGUACAGUGGUUGCCAUAGAUACAAGAAAUUGUUUUAAUGUUCUGAAUUUGAAGUGUGUGAUCAAUGAACAUUUAAAGUUCGCGUUUAUUUCUUUAAUAUAUCGGAUUGGACGAGAACAUAAAGGAAUGUUAUUGUUUAAAAUUAAUAAAUUUUUCAAAACCAUUGCCGCUUUUUUACGCCCUGCACAUUUAGUUUUAGUUGAUGUCGAAUGAAUGGGAAGUCUUGCAACAUACUUAAUGAUAUUUAUCUCACUAUCGACCUAAAGGCAAUGAAAAUGCACCUGCUGUGGCUCAUCAGUAGUAUGGGAUUAUCGCUGUUACGCCUACAGCUCACCCAAUGCAAUGAUAUUGAAAAGUUGAGGAUUGGCAUAGCAGGAAACCAAAAUGAAAACAGCGUAGGGAAUAAUGGUCAAUUGAAUACCAAUUCUGGCAUAAAUAGGAACGAUCUUGCUUUAAUAAAUACUAAUAAUAGUAUGUUGGGGACAAUUUUAAGUGGAGGCGGAACUACAAACAAAGAUGUGAAUGAUGAUAAUAGUUUUGGUGAAACAAAUACGGGAGUUUCUGUUAACUUUGAAACAGGAUUAAGCGAUAAAGGAAGUAUAAAAGGUGAUAGUGAUUUUCCGCUAGCAGCAGUACCAGGACUAGGGCACAACACAGAUUUUAUUUCUACUGGUCAAUUUAGAGGACAUAAGCAAAUCAAACCUUAUGGUCAACAAUAUGGCCACGCAUUAGCUGGUUUGACGAAUUUGGGAAUUAUUAUACCAAAAAGCAAAGGAUCUAACCUUGAGGAUUUUGCUCGUAAUAGCGGAAGCCGUAAAAUGCAGACUAAAGUUGAUAGUGAAAUCAACUUAAUGGACUCAACAAAUAUAAGUGGAAGUAACGGGGGACAGAAUACGUACCUAGAGCGUUUUAUAUCUGAGCAUACUAUAAUGGCGGUAUUUACUUCACAAGGACAAGUCGGUGGUCCCUGUCUUUAUAUGCCUGCUACGAGGCGACAAAAUCACCAAUGUCGUAAAGAGUUUGGUCUUCCAAAUUCAAUAUUCGAAGCACGACGAUUAGCAACAUCACACUGUGAAAGUCAAUUCAGAUAUGAUCGAUGGAAUUGUUCAAUUGAAACCCGAGGCAAGCGUAACAUUUUUAAGAAAUUAUACAAAGAAACAGCUUUUGUACAUGCACUUACUGCAGCAGCUUUAACGCACACUAUUGCACGAUCGUGUGCAGAAGGUCGAAUGACUAAGUGUAUCUGUGGCCCGCGGAAACAAAAUAAAAUUGGUCAAGACUUUCAAUGGGGCGGAUGCAACGAUAAUUUGAAACACGGCAAAAGAGUGACUCGGAGUUUUCUUAAUUUGAGGGAUAGUGACGAUGACGAAGUUUCUGAGAUAUUGAGACAUGACUCAGAGGUUGGAAUUGAAGCAGUAUCCACCCUGAUGAUGGACAAAUGCAAAUGUCAUGGAGUUUCUGGUUCUUGUUCAAUGAAAACUUGUUGGAAGAAAUUAUCUGAGUUUAAUGCAACGGCAACAUUAUUGCGACAAAAAUAUAAUGAAGCUAUACGAAAGGCACCUAACUUGCGUACAAUACGACGUAACGCUCCCAUGCACCGAUUAAAAAGAUUGAAACAGAAAAGAAGAAAACAAUCACAAUACACGACGCUGUACUAUCUUGAAACGUCCCCUACAUAUUGCUCAGUCACAAAAGAUCGACAAUGUUUGCAUCCAGAUAACUGCGCAAAUCUGUGCUGCGGACGUGGAUACACAACUCAUGUUUUCAAGCAAGUAGAAAAAUGUCGCUGUCGAUUUAAUAACGGACGAUGUUGUCAACUCAUUUGCGAUUAUUGUCAACGAUUUGAAGAUAAAUAUUUUUGUAAAUAGAAUUUCUUUAAGUACUUAUUAUAAUUAUGUAUAUGAAUCUCAACCACAUAAUUAUAGGUCUGUUUUUUGUUGAGAUUUCAUAGGAACUUUAGUGCUUUAAGUUAUUAUUUUGGAAUUUCGGUAUAUGUACGUAUGUAUGUAGACAAGAGAUACCUAUUGCUGGCAUUAUCUUUAAAAAGAAUGAAAAAUUGUGUUUAAUUGAAACAUAAAACGAAAUAAUAUACCAACAUACAUAUGAAUAUGUAUAUGUAUGUAGAUAUGUAUUAAAAAUUGCAGACUAAUAUGUUUUUAAGUGAAUACAUAAAUAAACAGGCCUAUAAAUAUGUAGUUAGUAUUUAUAAUGAACCAGAAAUGGAUGCAUAUUGACUUUCUAAGUAGAGUUUAAUUCCAUGUGUAUUAUAUUGGUAAUAGGGAAGAUAUUCACAUAACAAACAAACAAAUUGUAAUUAAUAAAAUAUAUCAAUCAUAACCUUAACCUUAACCGUAUGGAGGCAGAUGAACAGUUUGAAAGUCAAUAACUACUCUUUAUUUCAAUUGGG
Messenger RNA from Bactrocera dorsalis (oriental fruit fly), 2665 nucleotides. It is a transcript of the gene Wnt4, whose product is annotated as protein Wnt-4. NCBI's taxonomy places the organism in Eukaryota, Metazoa, Arthropoda, Insecta, Diptera, Tephritidae. The record is from RefSeq and is a predicted model, not a curated record. Gene Ontology annotation, biological process: cell fate commitment; neuron differentiation; canonical Wnt signaling pathway. Gene Ontology annotation, cellular component: extracellular region. The transcript has 5 exons. The coding region runs from base 468 to 2126 and encodes 552 amino acids. Gene Ontology annotation, molecular function: cytokine activity; frizzled binding.